AGUCUUAUAGAAGAAUAAAAUUCAGCCAUUUAAAAUUAAAUUGCUUCUAAAAAGUCAUGAAUGUUUUAAUUUUAUUUUUAUUAUUGGUAUUAUUAUUUUUUUUUUGUACAAAUUUGGACAUCUUCUAUACCUAUCUAUAUAUAAAGCAAUAAGAGUAAUAGCAUACUUACAUGACCACAAAUUGUGUAGAAUACCUACAUACUGGAAUGUUGCUAUUUGACAGCACCACAUGUCGAAGGUUCCACGUCAACAGCAAUAAACACUCCGAGGCAACCUCCAAGCUCCGAAGCCAAGACCGCGUGCCUCUAAAACCGUGCUCAUCAUUUCCGAGUGAACCUCCAGCAGAGGAAGACCGACGUCUAGCGAACUGGCGACGAUGGCUGUCGGACCGCCAACGUCUCGAGCAGCGCCUAAAGCGACGACCUCAAGAUCUAGCAUUGAAUGCCCACGAGAAGGUUCGCCCACGAAAUGAGACGCGAUGUCUCUUGGAAGCUGCUGGGAAGACCGAGAUCACGAGUCAGGACCGGUACCGAGGUAAUCCGGCUUUCUGGAGGACAGCCGAGAGAUUGGGAACCGAAGAUGAGGGAGUUUAUGUGCAAAUGGACAGAGCUGCGAGGAAUAUUCCUCCAGAUCUGACGAGAGUCGCUCUACCCGAGAUGAUUAGGAGGGAAAAGAGAUUGCUGAACUCACAUCUGGAUGGGGUGGAAAUCGGUUAUUUGAAAUCAAAGUGGGAGUGCGGAGACUACUUGCGAAAGCGUACAACCGAGCUCAAGAGAGAACUGCAGUUACUCGAACCUAAAAAACCAGAAUUGGACAGUCUGGUAGUCGUGGGAAAGAAAUUUGGAUGUGGUGACCAGGAACAGACAUUCGUCAGAACUCCAGUGAUAACAAUCACUCCGCCAGAGAAACGUAAAAACCUCCUCAGCGAUCCAGACAGCAGAAUAGUCCUCAAGAUUCAAGACAGAGAGUUUGCGCUGGAAAACAGCCGCCACUUCGAGAAGCUGACGCGAGAACAGACUGAGGAGUUGCGAGAGUCUGGAAAUGUUCUCGAUGAGAAUAAGUACGCAUUCUCGGUAUAUGAUAGCGUCUACGCCUAUAGGAUCUUGCCCAAGAAAACUAAAACUAUCACCUGGAGCUUGAACUUUCAAAGCAUGGGUGACGAGUUGUGCGAGAGAAGACUCGUCCUCGAAAACAAGGGCGUGCAAACGGUUAGUCUAGACUGGCGAAACGCGACUCCUGAAUUUCUGCCGUUUUCCGUUGGCCCCAAGUUUGAAUCUCGACGUUUCUUCUUUAACAAAAACCGCGUGACGAUCUUACCCGGUCAGAAGAUCGAGAUCCCCAUCUGGUUCCGCUCUGAGAAAGCCCUCGUGGCCACGGAAACAUGGAGAAUCCUAGUUGAACCGAAGGUUUAUCCUGGAGCACUUCGCUUGCGGCUGUGGGCGACCUCUAGCGGCGAAAAACUGAGACUUCGCGAAGAAAAAGAUUCGGAAGCUUUGAGAUGUCAUAUAAGACGUCGCGUUUGCAUCUCUGCGAUUAGAGAUAUUUUGGAGGAAUUGCUACUGGCAGCAACUAGCGACAGAAUAAUAGACAGUGUACCCUACAACAUGUACUUUUUGGAGUCGGACAUAUUUCAAGCUAGAAACCCUACCUACUUCUACCAUUUCGUUCUCGUGGAAGAAUUCAAAAAGAUGUACGAGGACACUAUAUCGGAAGAAGGUUUGAAAGACUGGAACCUGUCUCUGGAGGACCUGCGUUUGAAUCUUCGAAGAAUCGAGGAUUCGAACUUGCGUCGUUCGCUGCUGAUUCGCUUUCAACAACUCUGUGAUCAGUGUCUUCGUCGAUCUUAUAUCUACGAUCGACCGGUUUGCUCAAAAGAGAAGAUGACAUAUUGGCUGCUAUGCGCUUUCUUCAACGAGUUCGAGGUCGAGAGUGACUUCACGAUUAACCGAUGCUGCUCGACAAUUGUCACCGAUAAUACCGAAGAGGAGGAGACGCUCGAGAAAGAAAUGGGAAGCGAAAUUCUUAUUACUGCUGAGAAUCUAUUGGUCUAUCGAGAAGUCUUCUACGUAAGAAUCCAUUGCCUACUGUGCGACACUGUCAACCGAAUCUGCGCCGCUAUCGACACACAUGACUACUUCAAUAAAGAUUCGAAUCGUUGAUAAU
Messenger RNA from Nasonia vitripennis (jewel wasp), 2163 nucleotides. RefSeq names its product MYCBP-associated protein-like. The record is from RefSeq and is a predicted model, not a curated record. The transcript has 3 exons. Bases 171 to 2159 code for a protein of 662 amino acids. Lineage: Eukaryota; Metazoa; Arthropoda; Insecta; Hymenoptera; Pteromalidae.